GUUUAGAAAAAGAGCUUACCAUAAAAUAGUUUAGUAUUGAAAAAUUAUGUCGUCGGAUGCAACUAAAAAAGCACGCUCUACUUUUUUCUCAAAAUGGAGUCUUGUAUUUUCCAAGCUCAUGUGGUCUCUUUGGUCUGUACUUACAUUUUUGGUGUUUUGUUACAUUGCAUUUUCUGCAUUAGUUUUAUAUUCAAAAGAAGUAAAAAUGGAAAUUAUUUAUUCACAUAGAAUUCGUUCUCCUUGGUUUGCAAAUCUAUCAUCAUGCAAAGACUUUGGGCUAGUGAAAUGUGAGCAAGUCUACCUUAAUGGAUAUGCUGGAAAACUUGGGGCUUGGUUUAUUUCACCCGCAUCACAGCAAUAUAUCACUAGAGAAGCUUAUAUUCUCUACUUACAUGGAAAUAUGGGUUCUAGGGCACUGGAUUAUCGAAUACGUUUUUAUAAGCGUCUUUCUAAAAUGGGUUAUCAUAUCCUGGCUAUAGAUUAUAGAGGGUUUGGUGAUUCAGAGGGAUCACCUUCAGAAGAAGGUUUAGUUGAAGACAGUAAAAUUGCUUAUAAAUGGCUAAAUAAUAGAGCAAGGGGAUUUGCAAUAUAUGUAUGGGGUCAUUCCCUUGGUAGCGCAGUUGCUGUUCAGUUAUCAUCAUGGCUCAAUGCUGAAAGAGCCCAAUUAAAUGGUGUUGUUUUAGAAGCACCUUUUAAUAAUAUAACAGAUGCUAUUAUCCAAACACCUUUGGCUUUGCCUCUUUAUCAGUUUCUUCCUAACUUUGAGAGUUAUUUGGAUGAUGUUAAAAAUGUAUUUUUAAGUACAUUUUGGAUUCAGAAAGUGACAUCACCAACACUGAUUCUACAUGAUGUCAGUGACAGCAUUAUUAACAUCAACCUUGCACGAAAACUCUAUGCUGUAGCAAAAGCCAACGGGUCAACGAAUGUUCGGAUGAUAGAGUUUGACGAGCAGCUUGAUCACUGCGAAGUUUCUUCUGCAAAGCAAUUUAAAAAGUUGUUUAGUGAUUUUGUUUUUCAUACCUCUUGAGAUGUUGUGAAAUUGUGAACGUCACGUGUUUUCAUAAUUUGAUACGGCUACAACGCUUUCUCUUCUAUUAAAGAUAAUUUUAUUUCAAUUUUAUACAAGAAAGUUUUAGGACA
Molecule: messenger RNA, 1140 nt
Organism: Hydra vulgaris (swiftwater hydra)
Lineage: Eukaryota; Metazoa; Cnidaria; Hydrozoa; Anthoathecata; Hydridae
Product: lysophosphatidylserine lipase ABHD12
Biological process (GO): monoacylglycerol catabolic process; phosphatidylserine catabolic process
Cellular component (GO): endoplasmic reticulum membrane
Molecular function (GO): monoacylglycerol lipase activity; phosphatidylcholine lysophospholipase A1 activity
Source: RefSeq, a predicted model, not a curated record